AUGGGGAGAGCUGGGGGUGACCGGCGGCUCUGCAGGAGCCGGGAGGGGGGGUUGUUGUCGCCACUCCCUGGGACGAAGCGGGAUUCGCAGCUGGGGAGCUCCCGCGUUGCUCGGUGCGCGGCUGACCCCCCCCCGCCCCGGGCUGACCCCCCCCUUCCCGGCCAGGGGACGGUGGUGGUGGAGCGAUGGUGGCAGGUCCCGCUCAGCAAAGAGGGGCGGCAGCCCCGCCUGCACCCCCGCAGGCACCGCAUCUACAGGCUGGUGGAGGACACCAAGCACCUGCCCAAGACGAAUUUGGAGCUGAUCCUCACCCAGUCGGUGGAGAAUUUGGGGAACCGGGGAGACGUGGUCAGUGUGAAGAAAUCGGUGGGUCGUAAUAAGCUCCUGCCCCAGGGGCUGGCUGUCUACGCCUCGCCGGAGAACAGGAAGAUGUUUGAGGAGGAGAAGAAGUUGCGCCAAGAAGGGAAGCUGGAGGUACUCCAAACCCAGAGUGGGGAGAAGACCAUCAAGUUCCUCAAGAGCUGCCGCCUUGAGGUGGGCAUGAAAAACAAUGUCAAGUGGGAGCUGAACAACGAAAUCGUGGCUCGCCACUUCUUCAAAAACCUGCGGGUUUUUGUGCCUCCCCAUGCGCUGAAGCUGCCAGAGGAGCCCAUCACCAGGUGGGGCGAGUACUGGUGCGACGUGACGGUGAAUGGGCUGGAGACGGUGCGGGUGCCCAUGUCCGUGGUGAAGUUCCUGCGGCCCAAGACCAAGCGCUACAAGCACUGGCUGGCGCAGCAGCAGGCCCAGCUGGCGGCACGGAGGGAGGCACUGCUCUGAGCCCGGGGUGGGGGCCCUACCAGCCCCCCUGGACCCCAGUUUGCUACCGGGCACCGCUCCUGGCCUCCCCAGCUCCUCCUGGAUCUGGCCUGGCAGCUCUGGCUGGGUGAAGUACGCUGCAGGGGGGUGGGCAGAGGGGUGAGUGGGAGG
This is a messenger RNA of Haliaeetus leucocephalus (bald eagle), 969 nucleotides long. RefSeq names its product mitochondrial ribosomal protein L9 (gene MRPL9). The record is from RefSeq and is a predicted model, not a curated record. The transcript has 7 exons. Gene Ontology annotation, biological process: translation. Gene Ontology annotation, molecular function: structural constituent of ribosome. Gene Ontology annotation, cellular component: ribosome; mitochondrion. NCBI's taxonomy places the organism in Eukaryota, Metazoa, Chordata, Aves, Accipitriformes, Accipitridae. Bases 1 to 819 code for a protein of 272 amino acids.